UUACUGCUACAUACUUGGGCCAUAUGGUUUCUUCCUUGUCAAGCUGUUUUGAAAGUUUCUCAGUUGCUGUCCUCUAUGAUGCAGUGGCAGUGGACACCCUCUAGUAAAUUUCCUAAUAUAUAGGUCAUGGAGGUUCCCAGAUUUAUGAUGAGGUUUAAAGGGUUCAGCAGCACCAGAAUCAAACUAUACCCGUUUGAGCAUCUUCCAAGGAGAAGUUUUUCAGACUUGAAGGAAAAUUUUAGCUGCAAUGAUGAAGUUCUUCCUGUUUUGAUUGUUGGUGCGGGUCCUGUUGGGCUCGUUCUCUCCAUUCUUUUGACAAAAUUAGGUGUCAAGUGUGCGGUUUUAGAGAAAAGCAAAACCUUUUCUCAACAUCCACAAGCGCACUUUAUAAAUAAUCGAUCUAUGGAGGUGUUCCGCAAAUUGAAUGGCCUGGCAAAGGAGAUCCAAAAGUUGCAGCCACCAGUAGAUUUAUGGAGGAAGUUCAUAUACUGCACCUCGCUUUCGGGUUAUAUUCUUGGGUCAGUAGAUCAUAUGCAACCUCAAGACUUUGAACAGGUAGUCAGUCCAGUAUCUGUUGCACAUUUUUCACAGUACAAACUUACCAGGUUACUACUUAAGCAGCUAGAGAAUCUUGAAUUUCACAUUUCUAAUGGUGAUGGAAUUGAAGAACUUAAUCAUAGACUUCUUCGGGAAAGGAUGGUAUUGAUGGGACAUGAGUGUGUUUCGAUCAAAGCUUCUGAUCAUUGUCUUACAGUGGGUGCUUCCUUUAUCAAGGACGGGAAGAAAACAGAAAGAAAUAUCCUCUGUAAAAUUCUUGUUGGUGCUGAUGGUGCUGGAAGCACUGUUAGAAAGCUGAUGGGUAUAGGUAUGCAAGGUGAAAGGGAGUUACAAAAACUUGUCAGCAUCCAUUUUUUGAGCCAAGACCUUGGACAAUUCCUACUUCAUGAGAGGCCAGGAAUGCUGUUCUUUAUUUUCAAUACGGAUGCUAUAGGGGUUCUUGUUGCACAUGAUCUCAGCCAAGGUGAAUUUGUAUUACAGAUGCCCUUCUAUCCUCCUCAGCAGAACCUAAGGGAUUUCAGUUCCAAGGUAUGUGAGGAGUUAAUCUUUAAAAUAGUUGGCUGGGAGCUUGGGGACAUAAAUGUGAUUGACAUAAAGCCAUGGGUGAUGCAUGCUGAAGUUGCUGAGAAGUUUGUUGCCUGUGAUAAUCGAGUAAUACUUGCUGGUGAUGCAGCUCAUCGUUUUCCUCCUGCUGGUGGUUUUGGAAUGAACACUGGUGUCCAGGAUGCUCAUAACGUGGCAUGGAAAAUAGCUUCUCUGUUGCAGGAUAUAUCUCCACAUUCAAUUCUCCAGACUUAUGAAAUGGAACGCAGGCCGAUUGCUAUUUUCAAUACUAGACUAAGUGUUCAGAACUUUAAAGCCGCCAUGGCAGUUCCUACUGCUCUUGGUCUUGACCCAGCUGCUGCAAAUUCUGUACAUCGAAUAAUCAACAGUGGGAUGGGUUCCAUUCUACCAUCUGGCGUACAAAGAGCAAUCUUGGAUGGAAUCUUUGCUGCUGGUCGUGCACAAGUUUCAGAAUCUCUUCUGAAUGACAAUAACCCUCUUGGUUCUUUGAGGCUUGCCAAACUGAGGCGUAUAUUUGAUGAAGGAAAGAGCCUCCAGCUUCAGUUUCCUGCUGAAGAUCUUGGUUUCAGGUAUCUUGAAGGAGCGCUUGUUCCUGAGAAUUAUAAAGCAUCACAUGCAUCUGAAGCACCUAAUGGUCGUAGGAGGGACUAUGUUCCCUCUGCAGAGCCAGGGUUGCGGUUGCCUCAUAUGAAUGUCAGAAUGUUGCCGAAGUUAUCGAGUGAGGAGGUUUUUUCUACUUUGGAUCUGGUGUCUGGAGAUAAAGUUGAGUUUCUUCUCAUUAUAGCACCAAAGAAUGAGUCUUACAACCUUGCUCAAGCUGCUCUCAAGGUGGUAGAUGGAUUCGGAGUUUCUCUGAAGAUAUGUGUCAUGUGGCCACCUGGUUCUGUAAAGGAAAUAGAUGCAAAUAAAACUGCUUUAAUGUCAAGCAAGGAUUGUAUUCAUGUUGAGGAGAUUAGGAGAGCAUCACCAUCACCAUCAUGGUGGGACAUCUGUGAGAUGACAGACAGAGGAGCCAUUUUAGUUAGACCUGACGAGCACAUUGCUUGGUGGACAAAGUCAGAAGUUUCUGAUCCUACAUCUGAGAUGGAAAAUGUAUUUUCCUUAGUUUUAAUGGGUAAAAAGACCUGUCUUUAGCAUGGCUUAGAAACAAAGCUUAAACAGGAAUAAGAUACAUGCAUGAAUAGAUGGAUGAGCCAUUCACCAUGAGCUUAUAAAUUUUAUACAAGUCUAUAUUUAAUACUGGUGUCAAUGUUUC
This is a messenger RNA of Telopea speciosissima, 2377 nucleotides long. Its product is annotated as 2,4-dichlorophenol 6-monooxygenase-like. The record is from RefSeq and is a predicted model, not a curated record. Lineage: Eukaryota; Viridiplantae; Streptophyta; Magnoliopsida; Proteales; Proteaceae. Gene Ontology annotation, molecular function: FAD binding. The coding region runs from base 127 to 2256 and encodes 709 amino acids. The transcript is spliced from 13 exons.